Dinoponera quadriceps is the source of this 2969-nucleotide messenger RNA. RefSeq names its product probable 2-oxoglutarate dehydrogenase E1 component DHKTD1 homolog, mitochondrial. Gene Ontology annotation, biological process: tricarboxylic acid cycle. Gene Ontology annotation, molecular function: thiamine pyrophosphate binding; oxoglutarate dehydrogenase (succinyl-transferring) activity. The coding region runs from base 1 to 2778 and encodes 925 amino acids. The record is from RefSeq and is a predicted model, not a curated record. NCBI's taxonomy places the organism in Eukaryota, Metazoa, Arthropoda, Insecta, Hymenoptera, Formicidae. The transcript is spliced from 14 exons.
AUGUAUGCGCUCGGGAAAUUCGUGUUGAAGAAAAGCCCACGUUUACGACUGAGCUCAUCGGUCUCUUGCACCGGCGUUAACUCGUAUCACAGUGAAAAUGGCGUUUAUGGAUACAAACCGAGACAGCAGAGGCGCUUUCAAGUACCAAAAGAAUAUCUGGAUGAACGAGCGAAGCAGAGCAAUUUUUACAGACUAGUCGAAGCGUAUAGAACCCAUGGGCACAAACAAGCCAACAUAGAUCCCUUGUCAAUGAGCAAACCGUCCUUGCUACCCGAAUUACAGCUGAGCAAUUUCGGGCUGAAUUUGAAGGACAAGGUCCGUUUCCGAGGAAUUUUAUUUACACAGCAGGACGAAGGAAUAAUAGAGGAGGCCGUGCGAUUUCUAAGCGAUACCUACUGCGAUACCGUCUCAACAGAAUUCAAUUAUCUCGAGACUGAAGAAGAGCGGGAAUGGUUCGCCGAAACCGUAGAGAGAACCUUAACCGAGCCAUUGGAUGACGAAACACGCAAAAUGAUAGCUGUGGAGAUGCUCAAGAGCCAAGCCUUCGACAAUUUUCUGGCUAUAAAAUUUGUAAGCCUAAAGAGGUACGGAGGAGAAGGAGCUGAGAGUAUGAUGGCUUUCUUUCAUGAAUUUUUCAAGCUAUGCGCCUCCGACGAUUUGAAGCACAUCAUCCUGUGUGCGGCGCAUCGGGGGCGGCUAAAUUUAUUGACGGGGCUGCUGAAGUUUCCGCCGGAAAAGCUAUUCCGCAAAUUACGCGGACUUUCCGAGUUCCCGGACAUGACGAGAUGUACCGGAGACGUGGUCAGUCAUCUCAUUAGCUCCACCGAUCUCGACAUAGACGGGAAGAGCGUUCACUUCACUAUGCUGCGCAAUCCAUCGCACUUGGAGAUAGUAAACCCAGUAUCGAUGGGAAAAACGCGAGGUGUUAUGCAGACGAUCGGGGAAGACGCAUACGGUCAGGACGGGAGCUCACGAUGGAGCGACAGAGUGAUAAACGUCCAAGUACAUGGAGACGCCGCCUAUACCGGACAGGGGGUUAAUCAGGAAUGUUUAGCUAUAAGCAAAGUACCGCACUUCGAGAUCGGCGGUACGAUUCACCUGAUGAUCAACAAUCAAGUAGGCUUUACAACUCCGCCUUCGAAAGGCCGAUCGUCGAGAUACUGCACGGAUUUGGCCAAGAGUAUAUCCGCACCUGUGAUUCACGUGAAUGGCGACAAUCCCGAGAUGGUCGUUCGAGCUACGAGGAUAGCCUUUAAGUAUCAGAGACUAUUCAGGAAAGACGUUUUCGUCGAUCUAAACUGCUUCAGAAGAUGGGGUCAUAACGAACUGGAUGAUCCCCUUAUGACUAAUCCCCUUAUAUACAAGAUUAUACACAAUCGACCAUCUAUACCGGAUCGAUAUGCGGAAGAGCUAAUAAAUGCUAACAUUCUUACUCGAGAAAAUGUUCGAAAUUCCGUUGAAAACUACACGGCCUGGUUAAACAGGAUCCUGAAGGAAUCCACAGAGGAAGCGCCGCGACAAAGAGACUACCUCACUGGGAGGUGGACGGGAAUAAAACAGGCCGAGGCUAACGUGACGCAGUGGAACACGGGUGUUGAGUUAAGCUUGUUGAAAUUUGUAGGAAAGAAGAGCGUUGAAGUGCCGGCGGACUUGGACAUUUAUCCGCAAGUGUUGAAAAGCCACGUUCAGAGUCGCCUGAAAAAGAUCGAGAACGGCAACGCUUUGGAUUGGUCGACCGCCGAGGCGUUAGCUAUCGGUUCUCUGUUGUAUCAAGGAUACAACGUGAGGAUAAGCGGACAGGACGUAGGACGCGGCACCUUUGCGCACAGGCACGCGAUAAUCGUUGAUCAAUCCACGGAAGCUCCAUUUAUUCCGUUGAAUUUCAUGAUUAAUGACCAAACCGGCAAAUUGGAGGUAGCUAAUAGUAUUCUAUCCGAGGAAGCUGUGUUGGGUUUUGAAUACGGUAUGAGCAUAUCGUCGCCUUACACGCUGCCCAUCUGGGAAGCUCAAUUCGGCGACUUCUUUAACGGGGCACAAAUCGUAAUCGACACGUAUAUAACCAAUGGAGAAGCAAAAUGGAUGUUGAGCAGCGGUCUGACGAUGCUUUUACCGCACGGAUACGACGGCGCCGGUCCGGAACACAGUUCAUGCAGACUCGAGAGAUUCCUACAGUUAACGAAUAGCAAGGAGAAUGAAGCCGAUAGCGAUGACGUUAAUAUGGAAAUUGCGAAUCCCACUGAACCGGCACAAUAUUUCCAUUUGUUGAGAAAGCAGAUGGUGAGAGAUUAUCGGAAACCUCUGAUCUUGAUAGGACCUAAAAUUUUACUGCGUCAUUCGCAGGCGGUGUCAUCUAUGACACAUUUUGAACCUCAGACAAGCUUCAAAACUGUUAUUGGAGACGAUAAAGUGAAAAGUGACGACGUAAACAAAGUCAUUCUAGUCAGCGGAAAACACUAUUAUGCACUUAAAGAUUAUAGAGAAAGUACGGAAAACAAGAAUGUAGCUAUCGUUAGAAUCGAAAGCCUUUGCCCGUUCCCUAUCCAGGAAUUAUUAGAAGAGAUUGAGAAGUACAAGCAUGCAAGAAUUUUCGUUUGGAGCCAAGAAGAACCGCGGAACAUGGGCGCGUGGAGCUUUGUUAAGCCACGCUUUGAAAAUCUGUGCGGGAGACAAUUGAAAUACUGUGGUCGAGAAACUAUGGCGGCGCCAGCUGUUGGAGAUGGACAAAUGCACCAACAAGAAGCUAAAGAAGUUGUUGUUAAACCGUUUGCGAUGAAAUAAAUGUCGAGGUAUACUACUUCGGUAAACCCAUCACAAUGCAUCAUCGCCUUAAAUGAACCUCUACGACAUUUUUCAAUUUCUUGUACAGUUCAGAAGCGACGAGUGGAGCAAUGAAAGAAACCAACAGAACGAUCAUGGAUUAACUGUUACGUUAAUCACAUUGUAAGUUUUAUUAUGGAAUUUCAACAUAG